Messenger RNA from Ostertagia ostertagi, 1668 nucleotides. NCBI's taxonomy places the organism in Eukaryota, Metazoa, Nematoda, Chromadorea, Rhabditida, Trichostrongylidae. The record is from the annotation of a GenBank genome assembly.
AUGUACGAGAACAAACUGAAGCGCACCAACAAAAUGUACUCGAAGCUAACCGACUGCAUGAAUGAGUUGUUGCUGAAAGAAAAGGAACUGGAACAACGUAUCCGUUUGUGGGACGAGACACAUCGCUACGCGUCGUUCUACCCGAGCACAAGCGGCACACGUCCUACCGUUGUCAGAGCAGGCCCGCGGACCAUUAGAGGAUCAGAACAAGACAUCUACUGUACAGCUAUCGAUCCGCACACCUAUGGUAUUGAUGUGUCAUCAAGUGAGGAGGACUUGGUCGACUACCAUCGCGGUUCACCGUAUAGGUGCAGUCAGGCGAGCAGCUCGUCAGGGUUUCCUUCUUCUGUUUCGGCGACAUUCUCACGCCAAUCUUCGUCGCGCAGCUCAAUUGGUGUGUCUCGACGCCGUGACAGCACCUUACGUGAGUCGCCGGUUCGCGGACAUCAUAGCCCGUUCUCACGUAGUCCAUAUAUGCGACAUUCGUCAUCGUCUCAGUACUGCGGUGAAUUGAUACGAAACUCACCGGCACGUACCAGUGGGAUGUCUGAGGACAGCGGCGUGCAAAUUUGGAACGAAUCGACGGCAUUGCCUGGAGGACAGCAUGUCGCCUUCUCCCAGACGCUGAUCCGUAAUGCAGAAGGCCGUUGGUCAGAUGGUCGGAUUGUUCAGCGACGAAAACCGAAACGCUCGUCGACGUUUCAGCGCGACAGCCCGGCUCGUAUACCACAAAAUCGUGGAAAAUCUCAGCGAGCUUCCUAUCCAUCACCAAUGCAUUUUGAUAUAGAUGCUUGCUGUGAUUGUAACAAUGCGAAUUGCUGCCGUCGACAACGGGCUCGUUCAAUGAUCCAGGAAAGGUCAGCGGAUUCGCCAACAUACGACUUUCCGACCGAGCUCAAUGUCUCUAAUCUUCCGCAGUCGUCGUCCUAUCAAGAAGCACUACGUGCUGCUGGCAGUACCUCUGUAAUGACACCGACGGCAUCCGACAACCGUCUUGUCCCCUUAAGUGAGCCGACUCCUCCUCAAUCAAUGGUCGUUAGCUAUGUAAACCCAAUACACCACCCUCCAGUCACGCCAUGCGUGAAUCCGCUUUCAUCGCCCGAGCUACGGAUCAGUCCGACACCCCCAGUGCGAAAGUUAUCCAACCAAUCGACAAACGCCGAGCAAAACAGUGAAGAACUAUUCUCGUCACUCGACUCGAACAACCCGAGGCCGAAUCCUCAGAUGCAGUCCGAUGCGUCCGCCGAGAACAGCACCGAUGACGAGAAGGACAUGGAGAACGGAAAUGUGCUCGACUCGUCUCUCGAUUCGCAAAAAGCCUUCAGCGCGCUAACAAAAACGAGCAGCGAGGAAGACAGCGCGGAAAAACGAAGACGUGAACUGAUCAUGAUGACCUCGUCGUCGACAAUGGCCUCUUCACUAGAGCGAUCUCUCGAGCAAGGCGCAAUGCACUCAGAUGGACUCAGCGACAAGGAAAGACGUGUACGAGCCGUGAAGAACACAAUUCGUGGACAUCGGCGAACGCAGUCGAACCCACAAUCAGUCGUCAUGUCGAUAGUCGACGAAACUAGUUCAGAGACCGAUUCUGACGACGCGAUCUGGUCAUCUGCACCAGGACGGUGCGUAAUGGGCGGACGUUUCUCUGUCUACUAUUUCUUGUAUGUGUAG